This is a messenger RNA of Aptenodytes forsteri (emperor penguin), 1576 nucleotides long. It is a transcript of the gene ARMC7, whose product is annotated as armadillo repeat containing 7. Gene Ontology annotation, molecular function: protein binding. NCBI's taxonomy places the organism in Eukaryota, Metazoa, Chordata, Aves, Sphenisciformes, Spheniscidae. The coding region runs from base 83 to 631 and encodes 182 amino acids. The transcript is spliced from 3 exons. The record is from RefSeq and is a predicted model, not a curated record.
GGAGAGCCGAGCGCGGGGCGUCUCACAGGCGCCGGGCAUUCAGUGGCUGAGCUUGGGGCAUUGCAUCACUGCUGGGCCUGGGAUGGAGCUGGGGCGGCUGGAGUAUCUGCAGGCCCUCGUCACCGAGUUCCAGGUGACAGACAGCCCAGAGGCCAAGGAGCAGGUACUGGCGAACCUGGCCAACUUCGCCUAUGAUCCCAAAAACUACGAGUACCUCCGGCAACUUCAGGUCCUGGAUCUGUUCCUUGAUACGCUUGCCGAAGACAGCGAGACCCUGGUGGAGUUUGCGAUCGGCGGUCUUUGUAACCUGUGCCUGGAUAAAACUAACAAAGACUACAUCUUGGAGGCAAAUGGGGUAGAGCCCAUAAUCAACUGCCUCUCCAGCUCCAACGAGGAGACGGUCAUGUCAGCAGUCACAACGCUGAUGUACCUGACAACGCCGCAGUCGCGCCAGCAGACCACGGCUCUCCCAGUGGUGGAGUGCAUGCUUCGCUUCUCUCUCUCAGCCAGCAGAAGGCUAAGCAACCUGGCAACCGUCUUCCUGGAGGAUUACUGCACACCACUGCAAGUGGAAGAGGCCAGGAAUCUAAGCAAACACACGGCGGUGGGGAUUCCUCUCCCCAAGGACUGAAGCUGUCCGAGCCGCGCAGAGCUGUUGAGAGGGAGACCUCCCUCUGUUUUCCCAGGCCUCCACUUUCUGCUCAGCAGGUCAAGAGUGUGUAAAGAACAACAUUAAAGAGAGAAAUUGGUCAUACCAGCCCUGGAUUUUAAUUAAUAAAGAGGAUGGUACAGCACUACCAUGUCAGUCAGGCCAAGCACACAGCUAAAACUGCAAGCAAAUAUUUAGAAUAAAACAGGUCAUGGCUGUUGGAGAGCAGGUUGCCAAGUGCAGCCCAGCACCCAGCUUGCACAAAUAACCCUUCCCAGCAAUUAGGGGUUUUUCCGCUUGGGUUAUUGGGCAGCUUAUAUCCCUUCCAGUUCCUGGCUGGUUUUGCUGUAGCUCUCCUCUUCAGCGUCAACUCAAAUGACUUUGAAAUGUCACGUAAACAUUAUUCCUCCUGCAGAAGAAAGGUGUUUCCCUGCCCUGGCAGUCUGCAAUCUUACUGCAUCCCUUUAGUACUAAAUAUGCCAUCCUAUCAUCAUGGCAUAGGCACCCAGCUAGGAAAUCACUACACGGGGCAGGUUGUAGCUAUCCUAUAAAUCAGGAAGUGGAAAGUUGUUUUUUCUCCCAUUACCACUGGUGAGAAAGGUUAAGAUAUAAAAAAGGGCUCAUGGCACCCUGGCUCAUGAGAACAGCUGUCUUGUAAUACCUUCUCUUAAUAAAACAUUAACUUACAAUGCUGUGUAAAGUGUCUUGUAUAAGCUCAUAAAUAUUUCUCUACAGCACUUGCAGCCCAGCCUUCACCCACUCUUACUCAUGCACAUGGGCCAGAAAGUGAAGCCAGCUUGGUCUCCUUUCAUUAUCAGCCAAUGAUGCAAAAGGCAACCCAAAAGCCAGGGUGGCUAAAUACAUAAAAUUUAACAGGGUUUGGCUGCUGAGCACAGUGCUCCCUGACAGACACCCACGCUCUGCCUG